Eutrema salsugineum is the source of this 2400-nucleotide messenger RNA. RefSeq names its product probable galacturonosyltransferase 6. The transcript is spliced from 9 exons. The record is from RefSeq and is a predicted model, not a curated record. NCBI's taxonomy places the organism in Eukaryota, Viridiplantae, Streptophyta, Magnoliopsida, Brassicales, Brassicaceae. Bases 339 to 2174 code for a protein of 611 amino acids. Gene Ontology annotation, molecular function: polygalacturonate 4-alpha-galacturonosyltransferase activity.
CAAUGAUUGAUGUAAUUUAAAAGAGCAGAAUCCCCAGAUGAUGCAUGAAGAAGCUCUGAAUCUAACUCCCUCCGACCCCAAAUCCAGAAAUCGAAGCGAAGAAUAUAAUUUGCCAUUAGAGCAAAGCAAUCCCAGAAGGAUCUGAAAGCCCUACGUUUGUUUAGCGUUUCAUUUUUUCUGCUUGUUGAUCAAGCACGAAAUCUCCGAGAUUUGUGAGGAGUCCCUCCGUUACGUGCUGCUUCUUCCUGGAGACCGAUUAAGGGUUUGAUGAGAUACGGAUAGUUCUAGAGGAAGAUAGGUUUAGGGGAAAUUUUUGUUGGUUCGUGUUUCGCAUAUUCAUGAAGCAAAUCCGUCGAUGGCAGAGGAUUCUGUUCCUCUCCCUGCUAUCGAUAUCUGUGUUCGCUCCGCUUAUUUUCGUCUCGAAUCGGCUUAAGAACAUCACUCCCGUUGGUCGGAGAGAAUUCAUUGAAGAGUUAUCUAACUUUAGAUACAGGACACAUGACCUUAGACUUAGCGCUGUGGAACAGGAGAAUGGAGAAGGCUUGAAGGGGCCAAGGCUCAUUCUCUUCAAGGAUGGGGAGUUUAAUUCUGUAGUUCGGGAUAACCCAUCUGAUGAAAGUGAUGGUGUUUUCCAGUCUAAUGAGAAAGAGAACACAAUUGAUUUCUCAGGAAUUGAUGGUAAUAAUCACAAAAACAGGGAAGAUCAAGUGAUAGUUUCACAACGGUCGACAGCAAGCUCGGAUGCAAAGGAUCAAUCUCUAACAAUUAAUCAACAAGCUAAUAAGCGGGAUUUCAAGCCCCCUUUAUCCAAGGGUGAAAAGAACAUAAAGGUCCAGCCUGAUAGAGUAACAGAUGUGAAGAUAAAGGAGAUCAGAGACAAAAUUAUACAAGCUAAAGCCUACCUGAAUUUUGCCCCACCUGGAAGUAACUCUCAGAUUGUGAAGGAGUUGAGAGCUAGGAUGAGAGAGCUGGAACGGGCUGUUGGUGAUGCGACAAAGGAUAAGGAUUUGUCAAAGGGCGCUCUUCGUAGGUUGAAGCCCAUGGAAGCUGCAUUAUACAAGGCUAUUCGUGUCUUUAACAAUUGCCCUGCCAUUUCUACCAAACUCCGAGCCAUGAAUUAUAACUCAGAAGACCAAGUUCAAGCUCAGAAAAACCAAGCAGCAUAUCUAAUGCACCUUGCUGCAAGGACCACCCCAAAAGGGCUUCACUGUCUCUCGAUGCGGUUGACAUCGGAGUACUUUGCCCUGGAUCCUGAAAAAAGGCAGAUGCCUAACCAGCAGAAUUAUAAUGAUCCUAAUCUCAAUCAUUAUGUUGUCUUCUCUGACAAUGUUUUGGCCUCUGCAGUCGUUGUUAACUCGACGUUAUAUUCUUCAAAGGAACCGGAAAAUAUAGUACUCCAUGUUUUGACUGAUUCACUUAAUUACCCAGCAAUCUCAAUGUGGUUUUUGCUAAACAUUCAAAGUACAGCUACGAUCCAAAUCCAAAACAUUGAUGAUAUGGAUGUCCUGCCUUCAGAUUAUGAUCAAUUGCUGAUGAAGCAAAACUCCAGUGACCCAAGAUUCAUUUCUACCCUCAAUCACGCACGCUUCUAUCUCCCGGAUUUAUUCCCGGGUUUAAACAAGAUUGUACUCUUUGACCAUGAUGUAGUAGUUCAAAGAGAUCUAAGUAGACUGUGGAGCAUUGAUAUGAAAGGGAAGGUGGUUGGUGCUGUAGAGACUUGUCAAGAAGGUGGACCUUCAUUUCAUUCAAUGAGAAAAUUUAUUAAUUUCUCAGACGCAUGGGUCGCUAGGAAAUUCAGUUCUGAAGCUUGCACGUGGGCGUUCGGGAUGAAUCUAGUUGAUCUUGAAGAAUGGAGAAGACGGAAGUUGACUUCUACAUACAUAAAAUAUUUCAUCCUGGGAACAAAGAGAGCUUUGUGGAAAGCUGGGAGCUUACCAAUAGGUUGGUUGACUUUCUAUAGGCAAACAUUACCGUUGGACAAGAAAUGGCAUGUGAUGGGGUUAGGUCACGAAUCAGGAGUCAAAACGGUUGACAUUGAACAAGCUGCGGUUAUACACUACGAUGGGAUCAUGAAGCCGUGGUUGGAUAUUGGAAUAGAGAAAUACAAACGUUACUGGAAUAUACAUGUCCCGUACCAUCACUCUUACUUGCAACAGUGCAACAUUCACGCUUAAAAAAACAAAUUCCCACAACUUAGGUUUCAGUUGUCAGAAAAAGCUUCUCAGCAUGUUACCAAUAUUAUUGAUUAGCUUCAUUCUUUAACUCAUAUCAGUGUAAAUUUUUGGUUCUUCUUUUUCCUACUUUACAGAGCUCAAAUCUUAGACUUAGUUACAGCAACAGAUUGUUCUCUUCUCUUGAAGACCUAUACAGAAUGAUUACGUUAUUUCACACUUAUCUUUU